This is a messenger RNA of Kalmanozyma brasiliensis GHG001, 957 nucleotides long. Its product is annotated as Protein of unknown function DUF2343. The transcript is spliced from 3 exons. The record is from RefSeq and is a predicted model, not a curated record. Lineage: Eukaryota; Fungi; Basidiomycota; Ustilaginomycetes; Ustilaginales. Bases 1 to 957 code for a protein of 318 amino acids. Gene Ontology annotation, biological process: proton transmembrane transport; potassium ion transport. Gene Ontology annotation, cellular component: mitochondrial inner membrane.
AUGAGGCUCAUAGCAAUUCCGCUCGCACGGGCGAGACCCACCUCGCAUCCGAUCUCCACCUUCGUUGCACAAACCGCCUCGCGAGCUGCGGAAAAGGCGCUAGCCGAUGCGGCGGCAAAGAAGACCGACGGCGCCAACACGCCCCAGCUACCCUUCACAACACGGAUGCUCAACAAGGCAUCUGCCUUUUGGAUGGAUCUCGGGCGUACAGAUCAGACGAGCACACUGGAUUGGAAGCGUAGGACGUACGUGACCGGAGAGAAGCUCAUGGACCGCAUCGAGUAUCAGGAGUGGGCACUAAAGGGGAUUGACCCAGCAAUGGGUCCACAUCUGAUCAGAGGGCAAGCAAAGGAUGCUGGAAAUCAGGAGGCGGGGACGGACAUCGCAAAGCUCGACCACGUGCCGCUGCUGUACCCGCCCUCGCUGCUGCAGCCGGAGAGGCUGCUCAAGAACCUCAAGAACUUGACGGACCACCGAACCCCACACCACUACAGGCGAUUCUGGUACUGCGUGGUGGGCAUGCCUAUCACCAUCCCUUUCGCCUUGAUUCCCGUGAUCCCAAAUUUGCCAUUCUUCUAUCUCGUAUACCGAGCAUGGAGCCACUGGAAAGCGUACAAAUCCUCCCAGUACCUCUCGACAUUGAUAGGCCAAGACCGCGUCCACCCAACCGAGAGCAAGGAGCUCGAUUCAAUCUUUGCUCAGACCUCGGCGCCCUCCGACGCAACACCAUCAGAAGCAUCCAGCGAGAAGUCGACAGCGCCCGAACCGGCUGAAGACGAGCGAAUGCUUCUGCUGAAACAUCACAUUCCGAUGCUGAUGGACAAGAUGGAGUUUCCCGAGUGGGUCAAGGCGGAUCUCCGGAGAGCGAGGUUGCAGGUCGACAAGGCUGUGGCCGAGAACAAGCUGGAGGAGCUUGAGAGCAGCGCCGAGGAGGAACAUCCGGAGAACAAGAAGUGA